AUGGAACCAACGGACAAGAACCGGCGUGAGAGCCGCCUCGUGUCGGCAGCUGCUUUUGUGCGCAAGCGGCUGCCGUUCGGAAUGGGCAUGGCGCUCUCGCUGCUCUACAUGGGCUUUGCGGGUGUCGUCGCCGUCACGACGUAUACGCUCACGUCGAUCGCCAACCAACCGGUUUUCACGGGUCUCAUCGUCCAGGCCUUUGACUACAACCGGUUUGACGUGCCCGUGACAACGCUUCUGCAAGGGUCGAGCGUCGUAGUGUCGAACCCGACGACACUCUCGAGCACGCAAGCGACGUGGUCGGUGAGCGACCUCCACUACAAGGAGUGCGGCGUCAAUGACGUCGCGUGCGCCAAUGCAUUUUUAGCCCAAUCCAACAUGAUCUGGAGCACGAUUGGCCGCGCGUUUGACCAGAUUCCGGCGUUCGACGACCCGUUGUUUCAGGACAAGAACCAGAUCGUCAAGUUCAAGCACAUCAACAACCUCAGUGGGUUUAACAAACCGUCGGCGCAGUUUUACAUUGAUGGCCACGCGACGGCCGUCACGUGUCUUCCCGCGAUCGAUUGCCUCGCGUACUGCUCGGUGCGGGCGUACGACCCGAAAUGGAUGUGCGAGAACGAAGUGCCCAUGAACACCAACACGUUUGCGAUUCAGAUGCGCAACGGACGUGCCGUGUACCUCGGUGUCGCCAAGCGCAGUCAGUUUUACUUUAACGCGGGCAAAACCACGCUUCUUAGCGGCGGCUUGAACGGGACGCUGAGCCUCGUGACGGUCGCGACGACCGACGAGUAUCAAUCGGGUGUUCUCCAAGCCAAUGCGCCGUGGGACAUUGUGCCGGCGUCGCAGUGCGGCACGUACAACUUUGCGACCAACCUCGGGUGCGACUCGCUCAUGCUCACAAACGCAGUCGUUCUCUUCGUCGUCUCGCUCGCCAUGUGUCUCAUGCAAGCGGUCUUCUUGCGCCACUCGUGCGUCUGCUACGUGCCUGUGCAUCUCUCCAAGAACGUGCUGGGUCUCGUGAUUCUCUUUGUUGCGUACUAUGGCAACAACAACCUCCAGACGCUCACGACGUACAUUUUGUGCGGGCCCGCGCAAAUGGCGUCGAUCGUCGGUAUCAUGACGGGGACGCUGAUCCAGAUCUGGUUCAACCCACGCGUCGUCACCCAGACGUGGCUCGUGCUCUUCUUCAGCGUCGCCAAUUGGGUCAUCGUGUUUUACCUCGAGGGAUUUGUGUACCCGUACAAAAACAGCAUGGUUGCCAACCCCUGCGGCCUCGCCACGUCGACCAACUGCUUUCUCUUUGACGCGAUUCCGCACACUUAUUACCAGUCGGCCAUCAUCGCUGGGGGGGUCAUUGUCUUCGCCAUCCUCGUCAUCUAUGCGCACUCGCGCCUCGUGUCGGGCUCCCACGGGCUCCUGCCAACGAGCUCCGUGCUCCGGUACUUGAACAUCUCGAACGUGCACGACCUUGCGACCUCGACGCACGGCUGCGUGGGCCUCUCGGCCAAGGGCACGCCGGCCCUCGACGCUGGCGUCCUCAUCAUCAAAAACAUGCUGCGCGUCUCCAACACACAAAUGACGCGCACGACCAACGUCCAGUACGAACUCAUCUACCGCUUGAUUCCAACCGCCUUCCUCAAGCGAUUCUACAGCUCGACCGUCGGGUCCAUGCUGGUCUUUGAAAUGGACAACCAGACGAUCACGCGCCGGUCGAGCUACAAAUUUCUGCACGACAUGGACAUUGGGCACAUGGACAAUGUCACCGGGUUCCUCGACUAAGCCAACUUGUCAUGCCUAAUUGCAUUCCUCAUUUU
Messenger RNA from Saprolegnia diclina VS20, 1814 nucleotides. RefSeq lists its product as hypothetical. The record is from RefSeq and is a predicted model, not a curated record. Lineage: Eukaryota; Oomycota; Saprolegniomycetes; Saprolegniales; Saprolegniaceae. Bases 1 to 1779 code for a protein of 592 amino acids. The transcript has 4 exons.